AUGGUCACUAUCCAGAGGAUGUACGCGUCCAUCUGGAUUUGGCUUGUGAGUGUGAUAAUUUCGAGUGCAACAUCAAAUGUAGUUUCUGAUUCGAAUGGCCGAUGUUCGGGCCGGAAAUACACAUCCAUUUUGAAUUCAAUCGAUGAUGUUGAGGAUUUGGAAAUUGACGUCCCCGUCAAUAUUGCUUUUGACACCAUGCAAAAAAAGAGAUUCAUUCUCUAUCUCAAUUCAUCUUCGCCACUUUUUAUAACCUUUUCACAAAAUGUGGUCCGAAAAAUCUACUUUAAUCAAACAACCAAUUUAUCGAGAAACUUCAAAUCGGAUUUGAAAGAAAUCCUUUUACCAUGUGCGUUGAGUGGCCAAUACGACUUAUUCGUGCGGGCCAGGCAGCGUGGCUCAAUGAAAAUGGAAGCUCACGCUCAACAUCCACAAUCCAAUUGGGCGCUAUUGAACCGGACGAAUCAGAUUAACAUACGCAGUCAGAAUCGAAUGCGGAAAAGCCAGAUGAUAAUUAAGUGGAGCAAGAGCAAGUUCGACAUCCAUGCGGUGCACUAUUGCUUGGUGAUUAAUGCAAAGCGAACACAGAAGAAUUUCUGUAUGGCAGUAAAUGAGUUUGUGGUGGGCUCGAUGAGGAAGGGUAAUUGUUUCCCCGGAUCAGCGAUGGACUAUGUUUGGCAAAAGCCAGCCGAAAGGGUAAAGAAAAUUGAUCCCCGCAUCACCAAUGUCAUUUGCACCGGUUCACGUACUCAACAAGUCAUCAAAGGCCUGACACCCAAUACAACCUAUUUUGUGGAUAUUUUUGGGGUACACACCAAACGGCAGAACCUCACCUUUCACAUUGCUGCAACAACUGUUAAAUUCAAUCGAACCCACCCCUCAUCGCUGCGAGAGAAUGACUUGAGUGUGGAGAAAAUCUCAGGCAUGACCAGCGUAUCGGUUUUUAGCUUUAAGGUUCCAUCGGACGAACUCCGUGCAGUAUCACAGCUACGCUACCUUAUUCUGCCAUGUGGCGGCAGUGAAGUCGAUGCGAAAAUCCUAAAACAACGAACCGUUGUAGGCCAGGCCGAUGGAAUUUACAAGCCCACCUAUAUAAACAUGAAUAACGCUCUGCCUGGUGACAGGUAUAUUAUUCGCGUUAACCCUAGCAACGAGGACGAGGUCCUGCGAGCAAAUAAAGUUGGGUUGGCCGUAACGACAGGUCGUACAUUCAAUAACCUCCCUGAACUGCCCGAGAAUGUAACCGUGUACGAAGUGCGGUCCCGCAAGAAUUGCAAAUCGACAACAAUAGCGUGGUAUGCAUCGCCUGAAAUCAGGACAAUCGGAUACUGCAUCAUUGUGUUCAAUCUGCCGAAUCGAAAUCGCAGCUCUGUCGAUUCAACUAAUUACUGCAUGGAUUUUGGCAAGCGUAUCAUGCAGCAUCCGCAGUUCUAUUCGAUUAAGUGCUCAGAAAGGAGUAAGAUCCAAUCACCACUUGAAACACACACCAUUUUCAAUUUGAGUCCUGGUGAAAGCUACUUAAUUUAUGUCACAGUUUACCUGAUCGAUGGCAAAGCCUUGCCUUAUGAAAGUCUAAAAGUACGAAUGAGCCAUCAGUGUCACAAUGAAUUAUACGAUUCAAGGGAAUCAGCAACUUACUAUUAGAAGAAACAAUAAAAGCAAUCAAGUAAAUAAAGCCAAAUGAGACCAGUGUCUUGCCGCCACAAUGCCACCAGAAAUUUGUAACCUAACGAGCCAUUUAUACAAAAACAAAAAUAUAUAUAAUAAUUUUAAUAAAAAAAAUUAUAAAAAUAUUCCAAAUCAAAUCAAAAUAAAAAAAAUAUAAGUAAAAAUAAAAAUAUAAACAAAACAGGAAUUACUCCCAAAACAAAUAAAACUACACAAACAAAAUGCCGUCUAUGUAUUUAAUUUUUCUUUAUAUAAAGCGAAAAAAGACUUAACUAUAAAUUAAUACAAAAUAAAAGCUUUUUUUUUUGUAAAUUUUAAUUCAUAAUUAUUUUAAGUCUUUUAAAAAGAAUAUAUGGUAUACGAAAAACUAUAAAUACGUUUAAGUUAAAUUUAUAUUUAUACAUAAAUAUAUUACCUUAUAUAUAAUUUAAUGAUGUAUGUUAAGUUUUAUAUUUUAUGUAGAAUAAAAAAUAUAAUUUUAAUUUUGAAAAUUAUUGUUAUAAAAUUAUUUUUUACUGUGCAAGCUUUAACUAAAUUUGUAUGUAUUAUUGUGUUGCGUGAUUGAGUUGAUUUUAUAUAUAUGUAAGUUUUUUCUUUUAAGUCGAGUUAUGAUAAUUUUAUUUGUAUAAAUUUAUAUUCAUAUUUAAAAAUAAGUUUUGCUGUGCUUAAUCACUAUGUUGCAAGAUUAGUAUUUAAGAGGCACUACAAA
Molecule: messenger RNA, 2374 nt
Organism: Episyrphus balteatus (marmalade hoverfly)
Lineage: Eukaryota; Metazoa; Arthropoda; Insecta; Diptera; Syrphidae
Gene: nord
Product: protein NDNF
Exons: 9
Coding region: 1-1641 (546 amino acids)
Molecular function (GO): protein binding
Source: RefSeq, a predicted model, not a curated record